AUGGAUGGAGUGGUUUAUCCACUCUACCGAUUCUUCAUAUCCAUCGGUCUCCUCGUCUGGGCUUGCGUAGAGAUACCGCUGGAAGUAAAGCGCAGCCGGGAGGAGGGCACAAAGCUCUACUACUUUCUCUACGCUACCAACUGGGGUUUCCUCAUUUACACUAUCAGCUCCAACGCCUUCGCCAUUUUUGCCACUUAUUUCAAUUGCAACAAGGAGAAGACUGUGCCAAAGUGGUUUGCUAAUCUGCUGUGGUUCUUCUACGAGUUGGGAAUGAACGUUGUGCUGAUCACCUCUUCCGUGUACUGGAUAGCCUUGUGUUAUCCUACAUACACGCGAUUCCAUCGACCGGAGGCACGAUGCAAGCACAUAUUGCCUGCACUCACGGUGCUCUUGGACAUGUGGGUGAACGGACUACCAAUUAACCUCCUCCACGCCAUCUACCCCGUUACUUUGGGUUUCAUCUAUGCCAUCUUCUCCUACAUCUACUACGACACGAAGGACACACAUCCUAUCUAUCCGGUCCUUAACUGGAGCAGACCCGCCGAGGCUGCUGGUGCCAGUGCCGUCACCAUCACCUUAACCAUCGUUAUUCAAAUCUUCCUCUAUCUGCUCUAUGUCGGUCGUAUCGCGGUGAGCUACCGAUUGAGGGGAAGAGGUACAGCAAUAGUAGAGGAGUGGUGGAGCAGAUCUCAAAAUACGGUCGACGAAACUUACAUUGAAGAGGAGACCAAAUAG
This is a messenger RNA of Hydatigera taeniaeformis, 735 nucleotides long. The record is from the annotation of a GenBank genome assembly. NCBI's taxonomy places the organism in Eukaryota, Metazoa, Platyhelminthes, Cestoda, Cyclophyllidea, Taeniidae.